UUAUUGGGUUUUUUUUUUCUCCAGUAUCCGAACUCACGGUCGUGCAUUUGUUUCCGGACGGGUGUUUUUGUGUUAGAUCCCAAUUAAUUUUGAUUUGAUGAUUUUUUUUCUGUUGCGUUUGCAUCAAUUGCUCGUCCAGAUUCGGGACUGACUAAUCUGAAAAGUGUGGGCUGUUUCCUUUUUAAAUUUGUUAUUCUUUUGGUGGGAGAUUCUUAUUUUCAAUUCAUACGCGCAAUUUUCUCUCUUAUUCCUGAGCCUACUUGGUUGACGUUUGGAACGAAUCUGCAUCGUCAUCAUGUCAUCAGAACAUUGCAUUUUGUUCCUAUAUUCACUAUAUUUUGGUUGCCGGUUUUGUGUCUCCUCUUAGAAACAAAAAGAAGUCAGAAAAUCUAGAAGCUAAUGGGACCAAUGGAUUAUGAGAGUAACAGUUGGAUAUGGGAUGGUGUAUAUUACUACCCACAUCUGUUUGGUGGUUUAAUGCUCACGGCGGCCUUGCUUGGAUUUUCUACCAGUUAUUUUAGUGGGAUUGGAGUUCCGUCUUUGCCAUUCUUCUGGUCUGAUUUUGGGAUCUUCCAGAAAAGAAAGAGUGAAAAGAAACGUAUUCGGGUCUACAUGGAUGGGUGUUUUGAUCUCAUGCAUUUUGGUCAUGCCAAUGCGUUGAGGCAAGCUAAGGCUUUGGGAGAUGAGUUGGUGGUGGGUGUUGUAAGUGAUGAAGAAAUCAUAGCGAAUAAGGGUCCACCGGUGUUACCAAUGGAAGAAAGGCUGGCUCUUGUUAGUGGUUUGAAGUGGGUGGAUGAAGUUAUUGCCAAUGCCCCCUAUGCAAUUACUGAGCAAUUCAUGAACAGACUCUUUAAUGAGCAUAAGAUUGACUAUAUUAUUCACGGCGAUGAUCCAUGCCUACUUCCAGAUGGAACUGAUGCUUAUGCCUUAGCUAAGAAAGCUGGACGGUACAAGCAAAUCAAGCGUACUGAAGGAGUCUCCAGCACCGACAUCGUAGGAAGAAUACUCUCUUCCAUUAACGAUGCUGAUUAUAAUGAAACAUCACUAAAUGGAGAUCAUAAGAAGGGAACUUCAUCGCAUGGUGCCCUCUCGCACUUUCUACCAACAUCACACCGAAUUGUUCAGUUUUCAAAUGGAAGGGGGCCUGGACCAAAUGCUCGUAUUGUGUACAUUGAUGGGGCUUUUGAUCUUUUUCAUGCAGGACAUAUUGAGAUUCUCAAAAGUGCUAGGCAGCUUGGAGAUUUUUUGCUAGUCGGGAUACAUACUGAUCAGACUGUGAGUAAACACAGGGGGAAGCAAUUUCCAAUUAUGCAUUUACAUGAACGUAGCCUCAGUGUGCUGGGUUGUCGGCACGUUGAUGAGGUGAUCAUUGGUGCACCCUGGGAAAUUACAAAAGACAUGAUUACUACUUUCAAUAUAUCUUUAGUUGUGCAUGGGACUGUUGCUGAAAACAACUCUUUUGCUGGUGACGGUGAUCCAUAUGCUGUUCCAAAGAGUAUGGGAAUUUUCAGGUUGCUCGAAAGCCCCAAAAACAUUACCACUACUUCAAUAGCCAAAAGGAUAGUUGCUAAUCACGAUGCUUUUAAGAAACGUAAUGCAAAAAAGGUGGAAAGCGAGAAGAAAUACUACGCCGAGAAGAAAUACAUAUGUGGAGAGUAAAUGCUUUGCUUCUGCUUUACAAUUUACUGUUCAGCGUCAGGAACUUGGUUGUGUAACUCUUGUUUCUGAAGAUCUUCAGUACAGAUUUUUUCCCAUGAAGAUAGAUUUAGAAUAUGAAAGGAGUUACAUCCUUUUCGAAGAAAUGCCUUCAGCAGAAUUUGACAUGGAAAUUAACUUUGUAAUUUCAUUGUAGGCUAUAACCUGCAGCAGCUAGAAUAGAUAAAACUGUGAACUACACAAUGAUUUGCAAUUUAUGCAUGUAAACAUCCAAAUCGUAUAGGUAUCAGUCGUUUUUUUCUUUCACUUUUUUCCUUUUGCCUUCUUAUCCAGGUAAUGUAGGUGUUGCUGUAUUGUAUUGUAUUGUUUUGGAAGCAGUAAAAGCUAUAUUUAUUAUUUGAUUUCUCUGGAA
Momordica charantia (bitter melon) is the source of this 2068-nucleotide messenger RNA. The record is from RefSeq and is a predicted model, not a curated record. Lineage: Eukaryota; Viridiplantae; Streptophyta; Magnoliopsida; Cucurbitales; Cucurbitaceae.